AUGGUUUUUGAAGUCUCUCCUUUUACAUUAUUAAGUAACGACGGGAAGCUUUCAAUUCCCAUGGAUGAGCCCACUAUUAAACAGCGCCAAAAGGUUGAAGUGCAACCUGAGGGAGUGAUUAUGGAAGAACGCACCACUUUAAUUAAGGACAACAAAGUGAAAAGGGUUACGAAAAGGCGGCUUUAUACAUGGGAUGAGAUACCAGAAUGGCAGAGGGACAACGAACAUAUUAUACGUGGUUAUGUCAUGGAGACCAAGAGCCUACGCGAUUGCAUUAUAGCGCUUACGUACUGGCACAAUGAGUCCAUUAACAUCUAUACGCAUUUGAUUCCGGCCUGCUUUUUUUUGCUGACGAUGCUAUUUAAUGAGUAUCUUCUCACACACUUCAGAACUACUGGCUUGAUUGAUAUUAUAAUGAUUGACCUUUUUUUACUGGGAGGUUUCACAUGCCUAAUGAUGAGCAGCACAUUUCAUUGCUUGAAAUGCCAUUCCAUCGAAGUGGCUACUUUCGGGAAUAAACUUGAUUAUUUGGGAAUCGUAGCUCUUAUCGUGAGUUCAAUGGUUAGUAUACUCUAUUACGGCUUUUUCGACAAUCUGCCUUACUUCCUUACGUUCUCGAGUUUGACCAUAUCUUUUGGAAUAGCCUGUGCAACAGUGUCGCUCAGUGAUAGAUUUCGAACAAGAGAGUGGAGGCCUUAUAGAGCAAUGCUUUUCGUUGCUUUCGGUCUUUCAGCUUUGAUUCCAAUAAUCGCGGGCGCUUUUCGGUAUGGAGUCAAAGAGACGUGGGUACGCAUUCAAGUUAAAUGGGUCAUUUUCGAAGGUGUCUUUUAUAUUCUAGGUGCCUUUCUUUACGGCGUUCGUUUUCCUGAACGCGUUGCACCAGGUAAGUUUGACAUAUGGGGUCAUUCACACCAGCUUUUCCACGUCUUGGUAGUAGUUGCUGCUUGUUGCCAUUUUCGGGCUCUUUUGGGUGCAUAUGCGCUUGUUCAUAAGCGAAUUGUAUUAUAG
This is a messenger RNA of Lachancea mirantina, 1008 nucleotides long. The record is from the annotation of a GenBank genome assembly. NCBI's taxonomy places the organism in Eukaryota, Fungi, Ascomycota, Saccharomycetes, Saccharomycetales, Saccharomycetaceae.